AACGAGCUGUUAUUCAAAGUUAGUUUACCUUUCACUGUCUUUGUCCUCCAAUUCUCUUUUCAGUUUUUGUUUGGCACCUCUCUCUUGUUUGUACUUAUUUGCUUGAUUGAUCUCAAUAAUUUACUAACUCCCAAAGCUAUCCUGUUGAAACAUGAUGCAAUAAAUCAAGCCUGCAAUUGCUGGCUAUGCUGACUAUUUGGCUUUGUCUGCUUUACACCCUUUUUACUUAACACAAGAAAAUCAUGACACCUCACUUUCUGUUUCUGGUUCAUACUUUCGACACCUUUUUCUUCCUAUCAAGUAACUUUCAGUUACUGUCCUAUUUCCAAUUCUUGAUCUUGGGUUUUGGAGUCUUGGUGUAGUGGAAAUUUGCUUCAUAUCAACUUCAUUCCUAUAAUUGGUGUGCUAGGUAUUUUACAGAUUUUGCAAGUGGAGGUACAAAGAAGGCAGCUUUUUGUUAGAUAACUGAAGUUUGGGUUUCUGAGGAAUAAUCAAGAAUUGAACUUAUUUAUUGAGAUGAAGAGUGGGAUUGAUAGAAGCUUGGAUGGGGGAAAGAGAGUUGUGCUUGUUGCUGUAAAGGCUUCCAGAGAUAUAUCAAGAAGUGCCUUUAUAUGGGCAUUAACUCAUGUGGUUCAACCUGGGGAUUCUGUUAAGUUGCUGGUGAUCAUUCCUGCUUAUAGCUCAACUACACUUUCAGGUAAAAGGCUUUGGGGUUUUCCUAGAUUAAUUAACAGUGAUUGCACGACUGGCAACUGGAGAUCACUGUCUGGAACAACUUUAGAUCAAAAGGAUUUCGUUUCAGAAUCAUGCACUCAAAUGUUGCUUCAACUUCAUGAUAUUUAUGAUCCAAAUAAAAUGAAGUUGAAGGUCAAAGUCAUUUCUGGGUCACAGUCUGGAGUAGUGGCUGCUGAAGCCAGGAGAGUUCAUACUCGAUGGGUGGUCUUGGAUAAGCGAAUGAAAAAAGAGGCCAGGCUCUGUAUGGAUCAACUGGAAUGCAAUAUUGUUCAGAUGAAAAACUCUCAACCAAAAGUGCUUCGUUUGAAUUUCAUUGGAUCUCCCAACACUGAAGCUGAAGUCAGCCGUACGUCACAAGCGUCUUCAAAACAGUUAGAUGAAAAGUCUGAUGAUGAGAUUCGGGUGCCGAACGUGACUCCAGCAAGUAGUCCAGACCAUUCAUCAUUCACCACAACUGACGCUGGUACAUCCUCAAUGUCCAGUCUAGACAUAGGGACCUCUCCACUCCUCUCUUCUGAGAUCAAUUGGGAUAUGAAGAAGAGCUUUUCUCAUAAAUGCAAUCAUUAUUCAGAUGAAUCUGAUUCUGAUACAGAUAGUGAAAAAUUGAGUUCUCCUACAAGCAGCGUAUGCUCCCAUCAAUGGAUGCAAGACAUUCUCGUUGCAGCAAAGGAUUUCUCACAUUACUUAAAGAGAGACUUUCCAAGAUCCAAAGGCACAUUGCUAAAGUUAAAGCAUGAUGUUUCCCCAGAAAAAUCAUUUGGACUUGAUCGGGAACCUAAAGUUUGUCUAAAGAAAGAAAGACAUGAUGUGGAAAUAAACAGUAAUAUGAGAAAAAUGAUGUCAUUAACCAAAAAUUCUCUCGCUGAUCCUCCUCCACUUUGUUCAAUAUGUCAACACAAGGCGCCUUUAUUUGGAAAACCACCUCGGUGGUUCACUUAUUCUGAGCUCGAACGCGCUACCAGUGGAUUUUCAGAAGCUAACUUUUUGGCUGAGGGUGGGUAUGGUUCUGUACAUCGUGGACACUUACCAGAUGGCCAAGUCAUAGCAGUCAAGCAAUACAAAUCAGCUAGCUCACAGGGCGACCCUGAAUUUUGCUCUGAAGUGGAGGUCCUGAGCUGUGCUCAACAUCGAAAUGUUGUGAUGCUGAUUGGCUUCUGUGUGGAAGAUGGAAGAAGGUUGCUAGUUUAUGAAUACAUCUGCAACGGCUCUUUAGAUUCUCACCUUUAUGGACGUAAAGGACAUCCAUUAAAUUGGUCAGCACGUCAAAAGAUUGCCGUUGGAGCUGCUCGAGGACUGAGAUACCUACACGAGGAGUGCAGAGUAGGUUGUAUUGUUCAUCGUGACCUGCGGCCAAAUAAUAUCCUCCUAACUCAUGAUUUUGAGCCAUUGGUUGGUGACUUUGGAUUGGCGAGGUGGCAACCAGAAGGGGACUUAGGAGUUGAUACAAGAGUUAUUGGAACAUUUGGGUACUUGGCACCGGAAUAUGCUCAAAGUGGUCAAAUAACUGAAAAGGCUGAUGUGUACUCAUUAGGAGUAGUACUAUUGGAACUCGUUACUGGAAGAAAAGCUAUAGACAUUAACCGCCCCAAGGGCCAACAGUCCCUCAGCGAGUGGGCACGUCCUCGGCUGCGAAAGAGUGCCGUCUCCGAACUCAUCGACCCAUGUCUAGGGAACUGCUACUUGGAGCAGGAGGUUGAUGGCAUGCUACAUUGUGCGUCAUUAUGCAUUCGACGGGACCCUAAUUCAAGGCCGAGGAUGUCUCAGGAAGUCCCCCAUUGCUCGACAGUAGCAGGAGGUUAAAACCGGUGAUGGUACUCCGUGCUCUGUUGUUUGAUACAUCAUCUAAUAGUCUUGUUUCUACCCUGCUCUAUAUGAAGGAAAACAUUGCUUAUUCACUAGAUUAUUUGGAACUGGCAUAUAAUCUGUGUCAUUUUUAAUUGUUUAUUUUCAGUGAGUGAAGCUCAUGUUACUUUUAAGGUUAACCUUAAUGACAUCAUGUUAGCAACUCCCCAUAAUAAAACUCAGUUGAUUAUUAUAAUAUGAUCCUUUUGUAUAUACACACUUCUUGUUUUCUCAUUGCACUUGUAGGUACUUCGGAUGUUGGAAGGGGACGUGUUAGUGAGCUAAGUUCGUAUGGUAAAGGACAAUGCUCUGGAGUUGAUGUUUCGAAAGAAAGUCUUAAGUUUGACAAAAGACAAUCGAGCCAAAGCUAGCAAGGGACGUGUCAGAAUAAUGCUCCAACUGUUCUGGGCUGCAAGAAGAUGCCACAGGCAGAAAGGUUCUCCUAUAUAUGAGACAAAGGAAGCUUACAUGAUGGGAAGAAAACAAGAAUCUCAUGGCCAUUUUUAGUCCUCCUAUCAUCAUCUACCACAUUUUGGUACUCUUUAUGGUUUCACUUCAUGAUCCACAUGCAUUAUAGAUGUUUUAUAGCAGUGAUAAGUAUGAAUGUGUUACUUUUUUUUUGAAUUUUUAUUCAUAGUAGAAUUAGGAGGAAACGUUGGAUAUGGGAGUGGCAGUGGAAGUGUAACUGAGUGGCAGUGGAAGUGUAACUUGUCUUCAAUCUCUCGAAAUGCAAUGGGAUGGCUUGAAUUCACAUUUUCUUGAA
This is a messenger RNA of Lycium ferocissimum, 3340 nucleotides long. Its product is annotated as inactive protein kinase SELMODRAFT_444075-like. Gene Ontology annotation, biological process: protein phosphorylation. The record is from RefSeq and is a predicted model, not a curated record. Gene Ontology annotation, molecular function: ATP binding; protein tyrosine kinase activity. The transcript has 9 exons. The coding region runs from base 517 to 2535 and encodes 672 amino acids. Lineage: Eukaryota; Viridiplantae; Streptophyta; Magnoliopsida; Solanales; Solanaceae.